Diabrotica virgifera virgifera (western corn rootworm) is the source of this 1047-nucleotide messenger RNA. RefSeq lists its product as uncharacterized. Bases 1 to 1047 code for a protein of 348 amino acids. The record is from RefSeq and is a predicted model, not a curated record. NCBI's taxonomy places the organism in Eukaryota, Metazoa, Arthropoda, Insecta, Coleoptera, Chrysomelidae. The transcript has a single exon.
AUGAAUAAGGAUAUAAAGAGACAACUUAUAACUAAACGAAAAAACAUUCAAAGUAAAUUGAGACAACUAAAGCAAGGACAAAUAAUCCAAGAAGAUUUAUUUAAUCCAAUUACAAAACACUUAAAAAAUAUUGAGACCAAGUUGAAUAAGAAUUCAGGUUCUGAAAAUGAAACAACCAAAUAUGAACCUUUAAGGUACAUUAAAAAUGAUGAUGAUGAUGACAUCAAAGAAGACAACAUUGAAGUAGAUGAUGAAGUUAUGGAAACAGAAGACAACAUUAAAGUGGAUGAUGAAAUUGAUGAAACAGAAGAAGACAACGAAGUAGAUGAUGAUGAUGAUGAUGAUGAUGAUGAUGAUGAUGAUGAAAUUGAUGAAACAAGUGAUAUCAAAAACUCUAUAUUAGAAAACAUUGAAGUGGAUGAUAUAAAAGAACAGAUUAAAAAUGAUAAAACCUCUGAAACUGGGUUUGAAGCUAACCAGAAACGUACACUUUUUUUGGAUCAGUAUGAUCCAUUACCUAGGAAAUAUAUUACAGAGAUGCAAGCUGAUUUUUUAAAUAAAGAAUUUGAUCAUAAAUAUGGAGUUAGAUUUGAUAAAAGAUCUGAAAAGCUUCUGAUUGGGAAUUCUGAAAUCAAUAUAGAUGGUGUUGAUGUUCUUUUAAAAAACAAAAGAUAUAAAGGUACGUCUGGAUUAUAUGAGCUUUUGUUUAAGAAACACCCAGCUAAUUUUACAGAUCAAGACGUAAAUAACUAUACAAAAAUAGUUGUAGCUACGAAUGCUCACAGAAGGCAUUAUUUAUCAAGUAAACAGAUAGAUGGAAGUAAAUUAAAAAAAUAUAAAAAAAUAAUUGCACCAAUAACAGAAGGUAAAGGACUGCUUAUGGAAGUAAACAACAAUAAAAUAGAUUACGUCCACUGGGAUGAUCCAAACGAACUUGUAGCUAGAUUGAGGUUAUUACUAUCAUCACAGUUAGCUGGGCAUACAGGACAUACAAACGAAAUAAUUUCAAUUAUUGAAGAACUAAAAGAGGCAAACAUUAUAGGAUAA